Megalops cyprinoides (Indo-Pacific tarpon) is the source of this 1164-nucleotide messenger RNA. RefSeq names its product gastricsin-like. NCBI's taxonomy places the organism in Eukaryota, Metazoa, Chordata, Actinopteri, Elopiformes, Megalopidae. Bases 1 to 1164 code for a protein of 387 amino acids. Gene Ontology annotation, biological process: proteolysis. The transcript has 9 exons. The record is from RefSeq and is a predicted model, not a curated record. Gene Ontology annotation, molecular function: aspartic-type endopeptidase activity.
AUGAAGUGGCUCUUUGUCUUGUUGGCGUGUGCGGCGCUGUCAGAGGGGCUCCACAGGGUCCCUCUGACGCGGUUCAAGUCCGUUAGACAGCAGCUGAGGGAGAAGGGCAUUCACCUGCCCUACACUGACCCUGCCUUGAAAUACCAGCCCUACAGCUCCUACGCCACCGGUGUCGAGCCCAUUAACAACUAUGCUGACACCACCUAUUACGGUGCCAUCAGCAUUGGGACUCCCCCCCAGUCCUUUCAGGUCCUCUUUGAUACCGGCUCUUCUAACCUGUGGGUGGACUCCGUCUACUGCAACACCCAGGCCUGCACCGCUCACAACCAGUUCAACCCUUCACAGUCCUCCACCUUCUCCAGCACUAGCCAGACCAUCUACCUGCCUUAUGGCUCUGGGAGCCUGUAUGCUAACAUAGGCUACGACACUGUCUAUGUUGCUGGUAUCACCGUCACCAAUCAGGAACUCGCUGUGAGCACCAACGAACCUUCCCAGCCCUUCCUGUCAGCCCAGUUUGAUGGCAUCUUGGGACUGGCCUACCCUGCCAUUGCGGCUGGUCAGGCCACACCUGUGAUGGAUACCAUGAUGCAGGAGAAUCUUCUCCAGCAGAACUUGUUCGCCUUCUACCUGUCUGGGAAUGAGCAGCAGGGCAGUGAGCUGACUUUCGGAGGUGUCGACACCAACAUGUACCAGGGCCAGAUCUACUGGACUCCCGUCACUGCUGAGACCUACUGGCAGAUCGGCAUCCAGGGGUUCCUGGUUAACAAUCAGCAGACCGGCUGGUGCAGUCAGGGCUGCCAGGCCAUCGUGGACACCGGCACCUCCAUGCUGACCUGCCCUCAGCAGUUCCUGGGCCAACUGAUGCAGAGCAUUGGAGCUCAGCAAAACCAGUAUGGAGAGUAUAUGGUUGACUGCAGCAGCAUGUCCAGCCUGCCCACCAUCUCCUUCACCAUCAGUGGAGUGAACCUCCCCCUGCCUCCCUCUGCUUACAUUACAGUGGAGAACCAGGGUGGAUACCAGUACUGCAUGGUGGCCAUUACCCCCACCUACCUGCCCUCUCAGAAUGGCCAGCCCCUGUGGAUUCUGGGAGACGUCUUCCUGAGGCAGUACUACUCCGUCUAUGACCGCACCAAUAACCAAGUCGGCUUUGCCACUGCUGCCUAA